Molecule: messenger RNA, 429 nt
Organism: Colletotrichum paranaense
Lineage: Eukaryota; Fungi; Ascomycota; Sordariomycetes; Glomerellales; Glomerellaceae
Product: GMF family protein
Exons: 4
Coding region: 1-429 (142 amino acids)
Biological process (GO): negative regulation of Arp2/3 complex-mediated actin nucleation; actin filament debranching
Cellular component (GO): actin cortical patch
Molecular function (GO): actin binding; Arp2/3 complex binding
Source: RefSeq, a predicted model, not a curated record
AUGGCCUCCGAAUCGCGGCUCUACACCUUCUCCCAGGAGACAAAGGACCACCUGCGCAAGUUCCGCCUCGGGACCUCGCGGUCUAGCAGCGCUCAAGCUGUCAUUUACUACAUUGAUAAGAACACGCACGAGAUCAAGCAAGACGACGACAAGGUCGUGUACAAGUCCCUCGAGGAAGUUAGCGACGACCUCCCAGACCAUAGCCCGCGCUUCAUUCUGCUGAGCUACCCGCUUACACUGGCCUCCGGCCGCUUGUCGGUCCCGUACGUCCUGAUUUACUACCUCCCUACCACCUGCAACAGCGAGAUACGGAUGCUCUACGCCGGCGCCAAGGAGCUGAUGCGGAAUACGAGCGAGGUUAUUCGCGUGAUUGACAUCCGAGAGGCUGAGGAUCUGGAGGAGAUACCGGAGAAGUUGGGCGCUGAGUAA